Messenger RNA from Aspergillus lentulus, 1698 nucleotides. RefSeq names its product putative MFS drug efflux transporter. Gene Ontology annotation, molecular function: transmembrane transporter activity. The record is from RefSeq and is a predicted model, not a curated record. Gene Ontology annotation, cellular component: plasma membrane. NCBI's taxonomy places the organism in Eukaryota, Fungi, Ascomycota, Eurotiomycetes, Eurotiales, Aspergillaceae. Gene Ontology annotation, biological process: transmembrane transport.
AUGGCAGCCGACAACAAGCCUGCCAGUCUUGCGAGCAAUGACACCAACCUCUCUCCCACAGAGCGGGAGGUUUCAGAAAAGGCAAUCUCGACAGACUCGGAUCCUGAAGCACAGCGAGGAGGAGACUCUGUGCCAGUGGAUCCCAAGUCUCCCCCACGAGAGAUUACCGGUUGGAAAUGGUUCCUAGUCGUGUUGUCCAUUUACAGUUCGCAAUUCCUCUUCGCCCUCGACAACACCAUUGUCGCAAAUGUGCAACCCGUCAUUGUCGGCCAUUUCAACUCCGUCGAAAAGCUGCCAUGGAUCAGCGUCGCCUUCCUGAUUGGCGCGGCCGGGACGAAUCUGAUCUGGGGCAAAGUCUUUGGUCAGUUCAACGCAAAAUGGACUUAUAUCCUGUCGGUUUUUGUCUUUGAAGUCGGAUCAGCCGUCUGUGGCGCUGCGCCCAACAUGAACGCCUUGAUCAUUGGCCGUGCCAUUUGUGGCGUGUCGGGAUCGGGUAUGUACGUCGGACUCAUGACCCUCCUGGCGGCCACAACCACCAUCCAGGAGCGACCCCUGUACGUUGGUGGAGGAGGCUUCAUCUGGGGUGUCGGCACCGUCCUGGGCCCUAUCAUCGGCGGCGCGUUUACUGACUCGUCUGCCGGCUGGCGGUGGGCGUUUUACAUUAACCUAUGCGUCGGCGCCGUCUGUGCCCCAGUCUACCUCUUCUUGCUUCCCAACAAGGAUCCCCGCCCCGGCGUCAGUCUGCGGGAGCGCGCCAACACAAUGGACCAUAUUGGAGGUAUCCUCACCAUUGGCGCCAUGGUGACUGGAGUCAUGGCUGUGUCGUUCGGGGGUGUGAUGUAUCCCUGGAAUUCGGGGCGGAUCAUCGGGCUCUUCUGUUGCUCGGGGGUACUGUUCAUCCUGCUCGGCCUGCAGCAAGUCUUCACUAUCUACACAAGUGUCGCCCACCGCGUGCUCCCUGUAGAGUUCUUCAAGAGUCGGACCGUGUUGAUUCUGUUCGCCGCAACCGCCGCUGGUGGGACGGCCAUUUUCGUCCCCGUCUACAUGGCCCCGCUGUAUUUCCAGUUCACCCGCGGCGACUCGACCCUGGAAUCCGGCGUCCGUUUGCUGCCGUUCAUCGUUCUGAUGAUCGUCGCUGUCAUGGCCAACGGCGCACUCCUCUCCAAAUUCGGGAUGUACAUGCCGUGGUACCUUGUCGGAGGUAUUCUGGUAGUCAUCGGCGGCGCCCUGAUGUACACCGUCGGCCUCCACACAUCGGUGGCACAUGUGUACGGCUACACCAUACUCAUUGGUGUUGGCGUGGGUUUCUUUGCCCAAGCAUCAUUCUCCGUCGCGCAGGCCACCGUGGCCCUGGAGCUGGUUCCCUCUGCCGUGGGUUUUAUUUCGCUAGCGCAGAUUACGGGAAUCACCCUGGCCCUCGCCAUCGCCAACGCAGUGUUUUUCAACGAAAGUGUGAGGUCCUUGAGGACGAUUUUACCUGGAGUGGAUCCCGAGCAAAUUAAGGAUACGAUUUCAGGCACCCGAUCCGAGUUUUUCCAGAGUCUCGUGCCAGGCGUCCGCGAGCAGGUGCUGGAAGCGCUUGUGGACGCCCUCAGCAAGUCUUAUAUCCUGGUCAUGACUGCUGGUGCGUUGGUGGCUGUGUUGAGCCUCCUGAUGAAGCGCGAGAAGUUGUUUCUUGCUCCUUCCGGAGGAUCUUGA